ACUUCGGCAGAUCUGCAUUCAUCAUUCAGAAAAUGAUGUGAAGAAUAAACUCAAAGAUACAUACUGAAUCCUUAAGGUUCUACAAAACCAUAUAAAAUUACGUUUGACAUUUGUUGUUCAACAUGCUCCUAACAAGAUAUAGAUAGAAUCUUCUCAGAAUUUCCUCAGUUUAGCAGUUUCACAUAGUUCAUUAUUUUAUUACUUAAAUUCUUCUCUGAUAUUCAUAUAAAUGAUCAUCCUACAAAAAGAUUCUGCUAUGUUUUUCUAUCAAAAGCAUAGAUGGAAUUAGCAUCACUCUUUCUUUGAGGAGCUCUUUACAGCAAUCUCCAGGUGUUGUUUUUAGGAUCGAAAAGAUUUUGGCAAGAACUAAAAGUGACAUAGAUGUAAGAAUCGUUACCAAAUCCUUUUUCUCUCAUAAGAAACUAGGAAAAGACUUCUGAAUUUUUAUCUGUGGAAUGAGCAUUUUCAAAGAUGAAUGUCAUAUUUGUAGCGCUUACCCCCACGAGAGACGAGCUCCCUUCGACAACCAUGAUUCCUUUCCUUUUUUGUUCAUUGUAGUAAUUCCAAAUAUUCCAGCCAAUGCCCGAUGGGUACAGAAUGGAGUGACUGUUGCUGGAGGUCAUGGAGUAGGCAAUACCACCAAUCAACUCGUGGGACCUUGUGGUCUCUUCGUUGAUGAUGAUCAAACGAUAGUCAUCGCUGACUUCUGGAAUCAUCGUAUCAUCCAAUGGAAGAUGGGUGAUAAGAAUGGACAAGUAGUAGCUGGUGGCAAUGGCCAAGGGAAUCGAUUGGAUCAAUUGAAUGGUCCAACCGAUUUAUUGAUUGACAAAGAGACGGAUAGUCUCAUUAUUUGUGAAUGGUGGAAUGGACGAGUUGUACGAUGGUCUCGCCGUAGUGGUACAACUCAAGGAGAAAUCCUCAUCGACAACAUCGGUUGUCGAGGAUUGGCCAUGGAUGAUCAGGGAUAUCUCUACAUCUCUGACUACGUCAAACAUGAAGUAAAACGAUACCAAAUAGGAGACAAGAAUGGAACUAUUGUGGCUGGUGGCAAUGGCGAAGGUGCUGGUCUCAAUCAACUCAACUUUCCGACCUACCUCUUUGUCGAUCAACAACAGACUGUCUACGUGUCAGACAACAACAAUCAUCGUGUAAUGAAAUGGAAUAAAGGUGCAAAAGAAGGAAUUGUCGUCGCUGGAGGUCAAGGCAAAGGGAAUGCUCUGACACAGUUGUAUUAUCCUGAAGGACUGUUCGUCGAUACAUUGGGUACCAUCUAUGUGGCAGACUAUGGGAAUCAUCGAGUGAUGCGUUGGCCUAAAGGAGCGAAACAGGGCACUGUCAUUGUGGGUGGAAAUGGUAAAGGAGAAGGAGCAAAUCAGUUCAAAUAUCCCUUUGGUUUGUCCUUCGAUCUACAUGGCAAUCUCUAUGUCGUCGAUCAUCAGAAUAAUCGUGUUCAACGAUUUUCAAUCGAAUAG
This is a messenger RNA of Rotaria sordida, 1472 nucleotides long. The record is from the annotation of a GenBank genome assembly. Lineage: Eukaryota; Metazoa; Rotifera; Eurotatoria; Philodinida; Philodinidae.